Molecule: messenger RNA, 1428 nt
Organism: Caenorhabditis angaria
Lineage: Eukaryota; Metazoa; Nematoda; Chromadorea; Rhabditida; Rhabditidae
Source: the annotation of a GenBank genome assembly
UUGCCGCCAGCUGAAAAAUGUGCGUUGUGUGUGAAGAAUGUUUAUAGAGCUGAACAAUUCCAGUGUUUUGGAUUGUUGUAUCAUGUGAAUUGCUUCCGAUGUGCCGAAUGUAAACAAGCUUUGAGGUGGGUUGAAAAAAUAUGGGACUUCACGGCAUUUCACAGAGUGAUUUGGGAAACGUGAUAAAACCUUGAGAUUCAAAAAAACGCGCGAAACAAUAUUUUUCGAAUUUUUUUGAAUUCAAAAUAUUCUCCCGCGCUUGAAUUUCAUGUUUUUAUGGAGUAAAUCGAGAAAAAUUCUUCGAAAAGAAAUUGCUCUAUUGUUUCAAAACAAAACGCGGGGAAAAUUUUUGAAUUUGAAAAAAAAAUUUGAAAAACAUGUUUCCCGCGGUUGGUCUUGCAACGAGGAGCCGAACUCACGACCAUACAAGACGCCCGUUGAGUCAGACGCGAGACGACGAGAGUAUUUUGCAAAAAUAUACCGAAAAUUCAUUUCGCUUCGAGAUAUUUUCAAUAAAACAUGUGUUCCUUGAAACAAAAUACGGUAUUUUUUCAAAGGGACUCAUAUUUUCUCAAAAAUAUCUCGAAGCGAUCUGUCUUUCUCUGUCUCAGAUGACGUCAUCAGUCUCCCGUCGUCUCUCGUCUGACCCGAGGGGCAAUUUUAUAUUGGAGUAAAUGGUCGUGGACUGCAAAUUGAUUUGAUUUUUCUUUCUCUGCGUCUCUCUCAACUUGAAAUUUUCCCUAUUUUUUAAAGGCCGUGUGUUUCAGAGAAAAUUCUAAAAAUAUUCUAAAAAAAAAAAAAUUUUGAUCUACAAGUUUCUGUCGUUAAAAAACACCUUCCCCUUGCAAAAUGCAAAAUUUUCAUGUGAUUUUUUACCUGACAGUUAAUGUGUCAAAAAUUGUUAUCAUAAGACAUAUUAAUUUUAUGCAAAAUGUAAACAUGUUAUGCAGAUAGUGAAGUUAUAUUUAAAAUUUGUGAUUUUCGAAUAUAAAAUCAGAUUUUGUAGUUUUUGUAGAAAAAUGGUAAUUCAUCUGGUUUUUGAGCUAGAAGAUUCUGAAUAUUAACUAUACAACUUGAAUUUUUCAUUUUCAAAUUUUUCCGAACUUCAAACAUCUAACCCCUGAAGUUUUUACCUUUUCUGAUUUUCUCGAAGAUUUUCGUAGUCAUUAGAAAUACAAAUCCAAAACACAAAAAUUAUUUUCCAAAAAAAAACAAUUCAAAGAUCAAAGAUCCAUGUGUGGACUUACUUGGAAUCCUAAAUUUUUCAAACUCAUUUCCAGAGUUGAAAAAGCAAAUCGAUCAAAAACUGGUGAACUCUACUGUAAAGUACACUUCAAACUUCUCGAAGAACGUCAAAAACGAAAAAUGGAAGAAGAAGAAAAUAAUAACAAUUGUACAAUUCCUGCACAAAUUAUUAUUGAGCCAUAA